This is a messenger RNA of Gigantopelta aegis, 3149 nucleotides long. RefSeq names its product triokinase/FMN cyclase-like. Lineage: Eukaryota; Metazoa; Mollusca; Gastropoda; Neomphalida; Peltospiridae. The record is from RefSeq and is a predicted model, not a curated record. The coding region runs from base 16 to 1734 and encodes 572 amino acids. Gene Ontology annotation, cellular component: cytosol. Gene Ontology annotation, biological process: glycerol catabolic process. The transcript is spliced from 16 exons. Gene Ontology annotation, molecular function: glycerone kinase activity.
AGGUGCGUCGACGACAUGUUAGAAGGCUAUGUGGCGGUGAACCCCGGGGUUAGGCUGUUGAGAGGUCACCGUGUUGUGAUUCGGGCUGACGUCCAGGAGUACGUCACGACAGGGAAGGUCGCCGUGGUUUUCGGGGGAGGAUCCGGACACGAACCGAUGCACACGGGCUUUGUUGGAAAAGGCAUGUUGACGGCAUGUGUUUGCGGAUCGGUAUUUGCAUCACCCCCGCCCCAAGAAAUACUACCAGCAAUCAGGGCGGUUGCCAAAAACAACACAGGAGGUUGUCUGUUGCUUGUCGCUAACUAUACUGGAGACAGACUAAACUUCGGACUGGCGUUUGAGAAGGCCAGACAGGAAGGUAUUAAAAUUGAGAUGGUCACGGUGGCAGAGGAUUGUGCUCUGACAUCACACGUAAACACUGCUGGGAGGAGGGCACUUGUGGGUCAAGUAGCAAUCAGCAAGAUUGCUGGAGCCCUGGCAGAGGAAGGUAGAACUUUGGCGGAGAUAGUUAACAUAACCAAAGAUGCUCUCUCUAACAUGGGAACUAUCGGCCUCAGUCUGAGUGCGUGUUCCGUACCGGGGUCCGGUCCGACUUUUAGUCUUGGCGAAGGUCAGAUGGAACUAGGACUUGGAGCACACGGAGAGGCUGGUGUUAGAAGAAUGAAAGUGACUUCUGCUAAAGAAGCCGUGAAGAUAAUGCUGGACCACAUGACCAGCCCAGCCACUAGUACUCAUCUAAGGGUGGAGUCUGGUGAUAAAGUGGCAUGUUUUCUCAAUAAUCUUGGUGGAACGACACUUCUAGAAAUGAAUAUUAUAGCCAAAGAAAUCAUUCAGUAUCUAGACGCUCGAGGAGUCUCGGUGGACCGUUUUUACUCGGGACAUAUUCUGACGUCUUUAGAGAUGCACGGAGUCUCCAUUAUGAUCAUGCACCUCAACGAUAUACUGAAGCAGUGCCUUGAUGCUCCAACAGAAGUUCCACACUGGCCAAAACCUAUGCUUCCUCGUGGAUCCAGUGAUCGGAAGACACCUUCUCCACUUGAUCUACCCGAUGUAGAGAACAUCGCAAUAGAUACCACUACAAAAACUAACAGAUGCUUCGGAGAGGCUGAUGCUAGUAGAACCUAUGACGCCCUCAAGCACGCCUGUGAGAGUCUGAUAUCAGCUGAGACGAGACUCAACACACUGGACACGGAGGGUGGAGAUGGUGAUACUGGAAGCACCCUGGCUAGAGGUGCUCGUGAAAUUAUGAAGUUGUUGGGAACCAAGAACAGUCCAGGACUGCCAGUUAAUAAUCCCAGUUGUCUGGCGCUGAUGCUGACCAGCACUGCUGAAAAUUGCAUGGGUGGAGCUUCGGGCGCGCUGUAUGGUUUGAUGUUCACAGCGGCAGCAAGUUGUCUCUGUGAUGAUUUGUCUCCAAGAGUGUGGGACACAGUUCUGAAGGAAGCCAUCAACAUAUUAAAGAGGUACGGUGGAGCAGAACCCGGUGAUAGAACCAUGCUGGAUUCACUGCAUGCUGCCAGUAUGACGUUCUCUGAAAGAUUACAAAACAUGUCACCAGUGGAUGCAUACAGGGAGGCGGUCUUGGCUGCAGAAAAGGCUGCAUGUGAAACUGCGAAGAUGUCUGCACGUGCGGGACGAGCCAGUUACGUGAACCCGGACCUCCUCACACAACCCGACCCUGGAGCAGUGGGCGUGACCAUCUGGAUGAGAGCCGUGCUGGACUCCAUACAAUAAAACGGUCAUCCUCUGUGGCCAAUGUGAUGUCGUAAAGUCAAAGUUACAGAGAUUAAUUCAUUUGUAAUCACCUGGAAGUAGUUUUUAAUGAUGAACAUUUACCUAAUGAGAACAUUUACUUUCCUUAACAACCCAGUCAUUAUGUCAUACCCUCAGUUCGUAACACUGCUGAUGAUUGUUUAUAUGGUAGUUUAAAAAAAAAGAAAACAGCUGGCUGUUAAAUUAACCGGCAUGUUAUUGGCCGUUAAAGAGAUGAUGUAAGACAAAUGCUGUAGAUCCAGACCAUUUAAACAGGCAUUUAGUUCAUUAUUAGUCUUUUUUUUCAAACUAGUGCUUUUAUUGGAAUUAUAUCAUUAUACACAUCAAAGGCCUGUUCUCAGCAUGGCUUGUAGUUCCUGAAAAUAAACCUUUACGAGAAACGACCUUGGCAUGAAGCAUUUUGUGAUUGCCCGUGGGUACUCUAUUAAAAGGCGUUUUUACAUUACAUUACUGUAACACAUAUGAGGUUAUAUGUGUAGAAUAUUUCUAAAACAUGGUUCCCGUAAGUGUACUGGGCUUCACACCGAUGGACCAGGUAGUGUCUCGUCUGUGUUAGGCUAUGCGACAUUGCCCUCCCCUAAAACAAAUCCAAAAAAACAAACAAACAAACAAAAAACAAACAAACAAAAAACAUGACAUGUCUUUAUAUUUUUCAUGUUGAAAAAUCCUGAAUUUCAUGAGAUUCGGUAGGCGGCAGCACUUUGCCAGACCAACAAUCAUGUAUGAUUAUGACGAUCGUUACAGGUUCACUAUUUGUGUCAGAGUUUGACGGGGUCAGUCCGAACGGACCUAGAAAGUAUUGGCUUAAUGUGCGCCCAGCACUUUGACUGUGAAGGGUAAUAUAAGAGGACGAUCUAGCUUCCCAUGAACAUUCGUUAGAUACUUUUUAAAAUAAAUUGUUGUAAGAUACAUGUCUAACGGCCACUCAUGUGAUAUAAUAUUCUGUUUACAUAGACUACUAUACACGUGCACAUCGUGUUACACAAUCUGACUGAAGUCAGUUCUACUGAAUAAUAGUUACUGACCAGGGCCCGGUUCCACGAAGCGAUCUUAGCCCUAAGAUUACCUUAAGCGCAUAGCUACCCAAUGCACUUAAGUUGAUCUUAGGGCUAAGAUCGCUUCAUAGAACGGGGCCCAGGAGAGAUGAUUUCAGUCAGAUUGCCGAACUCGCCACAAAUGUCAUGGAACGGAUUGAUAUGUAAGCAAUACGUCAAGAAAGGCUGAGCAUUUGUUAUCGCCUUACAAAAAGGGUAUUCAGGUACAAUAGCAUUUUUGGAAAACAUUUAUAAUAAAGUUUGUUUUGUUUAACAACACCACUAGAGCUAUCAAACAUUUGGUAAUUCUGAUAUAUAGUCUUAGAGAGAAAACCCGUUACU